AUGACUUCAGAUCAAGGCCAGGAGAGGAUAGCUGCAUUUCUGAGGUGGGCAUGUGUUUUUGAUCUUAUCUUUCAUGCUUUGGUCACAUGGACACUAUGCUGCCUGCCAGAAAGUCAGCAAAGUACUAGCGAGGCUGGAAAAAGACUUCUACAUCAUCGCCAACGCCUUCUCAACAAAAUCAAUGAGCAGCUCUCUCAGAGGAAAAUCGAUGAUGUUCUGAUCCAGGCUGUGACACUCCUGAUUCCGGUCGAUGAUCAUCUCGGUUACACAGAAUUUUCACAGGCACAUCUAGCUGGAAUCGAAACUAUGAUAGAAUGUCGCGGUGGUUUGGCUCUAGUUGGCAGUUCGGAACCCGCCAUCGGGGUACAACUUGCAACAUUGGUAUCCAUCAGUACGACUAAACUUAGCAUCAACACUUCACCGCAGAAAUUAUACGCCAAAUCCCCCCUCGUUUAUCCUUCUAUACCAUUCUCGCCGUCAAUAUGCGAGGAGAUUUCCAGACUCCCUUCAGGUUUUGCGGACCUCGCCCUGAGUGGGCAGAUCUCGAUAGAGAUGAUCCGCAUAAUUAUCGCAUUUGAUCUGUGGCUACAAGAUCUGAGUAACAGUCCUGACAGAACCGACCGGGGAGCGUGGCGGUUCACAGUGCCCUCUGGACUUAAUGAUAUAGAGAAGCACAUCUGCAUUGCUCUACUUUGUCUAGCAGACGAUGUGACAUCGAUGGGUCUAUACUAUGGCGCAUUGAUAUUCAGGAAACCUCAGAAGCGUGCAGAGUCGCUGUUUAACAAUGCCAGUUUGUGGCAUUCACAAGAACAAGCUGAUACUAUUGUAUGGCUCGCGACUGUCAUAACUACGCCUUUGAGACCUGAACUUGCCCCCUUCAAGGCUCGUCUGCUGCUUUAUGAGCGGAUUUUACGAGCCAGGCCUUUAUUGAAACAAUGGGUAAAUGUGGAGGUCAUCUUGAGAAGGUUUUUUUACUGUGAAGAACGAGAGCGGACAUGGAAAGAUAGCUGGGAAAGUGUCAACAACCAUAACAAGAGCUUUCCUCCCGUGACUAGCAAAACUUUGAUUCCUAUAUCAGAGGCUGCAAGUGUAUGA
This is a messenger RNA of Exophiala bonariae, 1095 nucleotides long. RefSeq lists its product as uncharacterized. Lineage: Eukaryota; Fungi; Ascomycota; Eurotiomycetes; Chaetothyriales; Herpotrichiellaceae. The transcript has a single exon. The record is from RefSeq and is a predicted model, not a curated record. The coding region runs from base 1 to 1095 and encodes 364 amino acids.